UCUGUGCAACUAUAGCCUGACCAGAAACGUUUUUAAAAUGGUUGCCUACCAAACGUCCUUUGAGAAAAACACUUCCUGUGGUGGAUGGAUACCAUGGAUGGUAUGUCCCCGAAUGUACUACAAAACACAGUAUCGUACAGUUGAAGUCCCUGAGACCAUCAACUUUACAUACUGCUGUGAAGGAUAUGAGCAAGUUGGGUUCUACUGCUCUCUAGCGCUCAACAGGUCCAGUGUAUUUGCCUCAAGACCUGGUAUUUGUCCAAUGGAGAAUAUGGAAACAUCUGAUUAUUCUUGCACGUUCGAUGCUGAAUGUCCAGGGCUGAAAAAAUGCUGCAGCUCAUCCAAGGGAGCAAUCUGUGUGAAUCCAAAGCCAGAGGAAAGGAUGUUCUGGUACAACGUGACAGUCCUGGUGAAAAUGGAUUUUAAUGAACUAAUUAGAGUGGAUUCCCACCUUCUGAAUCAUUCACGCCUUUUGCAUUCCAUGAUUACUGGUGCAUUACAGCCCUUGAAUACCUCUGUGCACCAUAUCCAGAGUAACUAUGCAGAAAUGUAUGCUGGGACAGUGGCCUCUCAAGUUCUGAUUGGACUGCAUCAACCAGCUCCACUAGCAGAGGUUUCUUCUUCCUUGAAGAACAUGGUUAAGCGUGUAUAUGAAGUGAUUGACACAGAUGUGAAAGAUGUUGAUGAAUGUUCCUAUGCAGAAUUCAAUGCUUGCCCUGAGCAAAAUUCCUGUGUAAAUAUGGAGGGUUAUUACAGCUGCAGCCCUGAGCACCAAGAAGCAUAUGUCAGCCCUCUCCAGCUGAGCACAAGAAAAGAUGGUAUGGCAGCAUCCACUCCAAGCUCAGAGUUGGAUCCCAUUAACAUCAGCAGUAGCUCUCCAUCUAUAAGUAAUUCAAGUCUCUUGUCCAUGACUAACCAAUCUACCAAUGCUGGAUGCUAUCCCUCUGCAAUUACAAACCAUCGAAUCUUCAGCGUUACCAGCUACAGCUUUGAAAUGUCCUGGCAUGUCGCAUCUACUCUAAACCAUACUUUCCAAGUCCAAGUGUUCAGGGACAAGGAGAUUGUAAAAAACAUGAGAACAGAUGAAGUGAAAAUGAGUGUAUCUGGACUGGAAGCAGGUGUGAUGUACUCAAUAGAGAUCAGCUACAAAAGUUGUGGAAAAUCCAUCCUCUCCCAUCAAAAUGUUAAAACAGAGGCUAAGAUAUUUGGUGCUACUGUGAGGAUUCUCAACUACAACUUCACCGAAGAUCUCCAUGAUCCCAGCAGCUCAGCAUAUGAAGAAUUUUCAAGGCUGCUGCUUACAGAGAUUGGGAAUUCCUUUCCACCCAACAUUUCUGCUUUAUACGAAUCUGGGAAACUGAAAGUGCAGAUUGAAUCCCUGCGAGCUGGGAGCGUCAUUGUGAGACUCAGAAUUGCAGUGCAGGAUCCUGGGUUUCCAGUGAAUGCCUCCUCCUUUGCUCCAAUGCUUUCAUACUUGUACAACGACUCCGUACUUUUGGUGGAUCAGCAGAACUCUACAGUAGAAGACUGGGAUGAAUGUGCUUCUCCCACCGACAAUGACUGCUCCAUGUUUGCACAUUGUAUCAAUCUGAUGGGCUCAUAUCUCUGCAGAUGCAAGACAACCGUGGACACCAAUCCAUCCCGGCCUGGAAGAAACUGUGAGGGUGAGAUCGUGAGCCCUCUGACUGAAAGAACAGCCCUUGAAGUAGCAAGCAGCACACAGCUUGCUCCUGAAGCAAGCUCUGCAGCCUCUGCCUUCCCCACCAUCACUGCAGGCUCUGAGAUGAGCACCAUCACACACCACCUUGCUGUACUGCCACUGAGUGAGAGGCAAACACACCCCCACCAUUCCACCACCAGCACUCCUCCAGCCACUUGGAAUAAAAGCCUGACUCCACACAUGGCCAGAGACAAUAGCCCCACAGCUGUGACUGCAGAGCAGCAGACCACCACGAAUCCAUCACAGCAGAGCUCAUUGGCUGAGUCUUCUCCUUGUACAUUGCAGCAAGUGGCCACUCUCACAAAUGCAUCCACUGGCAUAGACAAGCAAGAGCAACAUAGUUCUCCAUUGCCAAGGUUAUCAAACCAGACAGUCUUCGAUAUCUCUGGAAGUCAUGCAGCUUUUGAAGAGCUACAAGUCCACUCUCAAGAUGGCCCCGUCACAGCUCUGUCAGCCACAGGAGAUGUAGGAGCUUCCAUUCUCGGUGCCACUCUCAACACACACACACAGACACGAAGAGAGAACAGCUCUUGGGCUGAGAAUCACACCACAGCCCUGGGGUCACCAGCUCUGCCAGGCUUCUCCUUGCCUCCCAGAUCAAAUCCAAGCCCAGCCAUGGACCACACUUUCCAGAAACUUAAUGGAAUGGUGCGGAUAACAAAUGUGAAAUACUCACCAAGCUUUAGCAAUGCAAGCAGUGAGGAAUAUCAAAACUUUGCACAGCUCUUUAUUGAUGAGGUACAUAAAUCUCUGCCCCUUGACGUCCUUCAGCAGAUGGAUGCUGGUCUGAUUAAAGUGUUGAUAAAUGAUAUUACUAAUGGGAGCACUGUGGUAAGUUUCCAUUUACUGACUGCAGAAGAUGUGGAUAUCUACUACAUCAUCACCACUUUUCGUGAUGCAAUUGAACACAGCUCCUAUUUCACAGUUGACAAGAACAGUCUCUCCAUAAACGAUUAUGAUGAGUGCAAGAACAAAGAAGACGACUGCUCCCCAGAUGCAUCAUGUUAUAACACACUUGGAUUUUACCACUGUAGUUGCAAUGAUGGAUUUGCCGAUGUGCAUCCAGAAAGACCUGGAAGAAACUGUGCAGGCAAUUUUUUCUUACUAUCUAAUACCAUAUACCUUUAUUUUUGUUACUCUUCAGCAUUUCCUAGGAGCCAGGAGGGAACUGUGGUGGACAGGAAGCCUGUACCCAGCGCAGUUUUACCUGUGGCAUCUUUGGUGACUUCAACUUAUAUUUCCUCCACUGCUUCAUUGAACUUAUCUGCUACUCAAAACAAAGCUCUGGAAGACACCCCAUUCUCCAGUGUGACACUACCUGUUCUUACCAUGGGUUCUGAGUCAGCCUACAAUGUUCCUCCUCAAGCAUCUCCUGCCCCCCUCAUUAAGUCUGCCCAGGAGGUUUCCAUCAAAGAUGCAGUGACAGUGUUCUGCGAAAUUGAGAAGACCAUUCUUGCCAUCCAAAAGGGAUUUUUACUUCAGGAAUCCAUCCCUGAAUCCUCUCUGUACCUGGGGGAGCCUCUUUGCAACGUGAGCAUCAGCAAUGGCACUCAUGCUGUGCUGCAGGCUGGCUGGAGCGAGUGUGGCACGGAAGUUGAGACUAAUGUGACUAACACCAUAGUGAAAACCAUGCUACGGAAUGAUGAUUCUGCUCAGGGAGUAAUCCACCACUUAAAAGUUGCCAGUCCUAUUCAUUGUGUGUUUCAAAACAAUCUCUUGACUUCCUCUGGAUACACUGCAGAAGGAAUUUACACUAUUUUUGAGGAUUUACAUGGAUCAGGACGCUUCAGAACAGAAAUGCAGUUAUUUAUUGGAAACUCCCCAAUACCAAAAAAUUUCAGUAUCUCUGCCAGUGAUGAUGUCCUGAUUGAAGUGGGGAUUCAGAGAGAUGACAGCAAGCUGAAAGUGGUCCUCACUGACUGCUGGGCAACUCCGACCAACAAUUCAGUGGAUCCCCUCUCGUUUGCUUUUAUCAAGAACAGCUGUCCUAUUCCAAAUACAUACACCACGCUUCUAGAGAAUGGAAAUUCAAGCAAAGCACAGUUUAAGAUGAAGAUUUUUUCCUUUGUCAACAACUCUGUAGUUUACCUACACUGCAAAAUUCGUAUCUGCAUGGAGACACGGGGAAGCACCUGCAGGACAAGAUGCCAUGCAGCUCGAUCCCUGAAAAUCGGUGAAAUCGUCGCUACCCACAGAACAUCCUGGGGUCCUCUGUGUAAAUCUGCCGCAUCUGAUUCAAAGAGAGAGAAGGAGCCUGGUGUGGGAGUUGGAUAUAUCAUCCUCAUUGUUAUUGCUGUAUUUGGCUUUGUGGUGGCAGUUGUGAGCCUUGUCAUUUUCCAGUGCAAGCGAAAGGUGGGAAGAUACAACUUCAGAAUCAAGUCUGACAACUUCAGCUACCAAGUGUUCUAUGAUUAAUGACUUCCACAUUACCAGAUUUGGACUGUGCCUCAUCACAGAGUACUACAGGCUUUCAUUACGCUUCAUGAUGGAGACCACCAAUGAUUCCAACACUGGCUCUUAACAUCACAAGUAAAGGACUUCCAUAUCCCUUGUUUUGUUUUGGUAGCAAUUUGGCUUUUUCCUAAUGUUCAAAGAGCUAUUUGUGUCUGCAGCUCCAAGUUGAAGUCAACUUCUUCAGCAGUUUUACAUGGAAAAAAGUACAAGAGAAAAAGGAAAGACUUCAUGGUUCAUGGUUCUCUGUUCAGGUUUCAAGACUGGGUUGUCCCACUGUGCCACACUGCAGUUUUCCCCUCUUAGCAGAAUUUGUACCAUUACACAAGUUACAUGUUUCUCUACGUAUUUCAGGAAGUAAAUCAGGAAAACGUUAGAGCAUUAGAGAUUUCAUUUUCAUUUUGUUAUUCACUGUAUACUUAAGGUGAGGUUGAAACCCUGAGAUGCAGCAACGCUGAAGACCUAACUGUGCUACGCCUUAAGUAUACAGAAGCUGGAGAACAAGUACUUGAUUUAUCACCAAAUAAAGAAAAUGCACAAUGAGUCUGUGACUCAACCUGCAUGGUGUAUUCUUUGACGUGAGUCUUGAGGUUCGACUGUAAAUUCUUUAAUUGAGAAGGGCUUGGUGAAAAAAUAAAAGAAGUAAGUUUUGCUACUGUAUAGAUUUCCAUAUAGUUCCAUUGCUACCUACCUGCUCUGUUUAAUUAGACCAGAGUGAUUUUGCAGUUGAGUGUGCUGCCCAGCAAAGUGAGAGUGCUCAAACUGCACACAGUAGGUAUAAAUUUGACCCAUAUUUUGGCUGCGCUGCAAGACCCUACCAUUACUACAGCAGCAGAGGUUUAGUUUUCGUGCUUCAGUCAAUACCACAACAAUCUGUUCAGCUGGAUAAACUGGAACAAAAACAUUUUUGACACAUGAAGUAGCCCUUGCAGGACUUUUCAGUGAGUGUUUUGGAAGAUGGAGAGUAUGGUAACUCAUCUCUACCACUGCCGGGUUCCAAUUGCUGCACACCUCCUGGCCAGUGGUGGAGACUGUUGGGUUGACAUUGCAGUAAUGCAGACAUUUGCACUGAACAAGAUAAUUCCUUAUUAAAUGAAAUGAACACUAUUAUACACAGCUCUCUAGUGGAAAUUGGCCAUUAGUUUGAACUCACAACUACUCACAACUGCUCAUACCAGCCACAGCAUUUAGGUGCUGGUACAGAAUAGCAUUGAAAAUCUGCUUUUCUAGUCCCUCUAUCCAAAUACUGUUAGGUACUAAGACUACUGGGUAAAAGAUUUGGCUUGUGUUUUGUGAAAGGUCAGACUGGUUGAUCUUAGAGGUUACACACAGCUUAAAGAUCCAUAAAUUAAUUUUAGGUAUAUCUUAUAUAUAUUCUUUUUGAUUCAAGUGGAUCUGUAAGAAGUAAAAAUCUUGGACUUGUCUUUUUGUUGCUGAAAUAUCAGUUCUCAGAUCCUGAUUAAAAAAAAAUCAAUUUGAUUAUAAUUCAUUAAUGAAACUGCAACUUACCUUUGUAAUUUUAAAGUCUGAUAAACACAGUUGUUAACUUUUUAUGAUGUAGGUGUCUCCUCACUUUUGCUGUUUGCUGUCAAAUAUAGGUUUGUUUUCUGUACACAGUGAAAGUUCAAUCUAUUUUAUUAAAAAUAUUUGUAUAGUUUGUGGUGUGUACAAUACUAAGCCUCUUCUUGUGGCAGGGCUAGAGAUUUGCCUAUUGAUUUCAGCAGAGCUAUACCUUUGAUGGAAGCUGAGCAGUUGCUUCUGUUUGAUACCAUGCAGGCCCAGCAGAAACUGAUAUUGUGACUAUCUGAAUAACUGUGUUGUAAUGUCUUAAUAAAAGCACUCUCAUACCUUA
Messenger RNA from Tympanuchus pallidicinctus (lesser prairie-chicken), 6023 nucleotides. It is a transcript of the gene UMODL1, whose product is annotated as uromodulin like 1. The transcript is spliced from 22 exons. Gene Ontology annotation, molecular function: protein binding; peptidase inhibitor activity; calcium ion binding. NCBI's taxonomy places the organism in Eukaryota, Metazoa, Chordata, Aves, Galliformes, Phasianidae. The record is from RefSeq and is a predicted model, not a curated record. Gene Ontology annotation, cellular component: cell surface; extracellular region. The coding region runs from base 38 to 4135 and encodes 1365 amino acids.